CAAUGAAGAUUGUGGAGGAGGAGGAAGAGGAGGUUGAAAUUCAGCCAGACCCUCUUCAUCAGCUUAUCCUUCACUUCAGCCACAACGCCCUCACAGAGAGAAGUUUCUUGGAAGAAGAUCCGUUAUAUAUUGCGUAUGCAGACAUGAUGGCAAAGAGUUGUGCAGAGGAUGAAGAGGAGGRAGAAGAGGAAGAGGGGAAAGAGAAGWCAUUUGAGGUUUCAACCUGUCUGUCCUUGUAUCACUAACCCCCAGGCUUAAAGCCUUAGAUACUUUUUAAUCAAAUCUGUCUGAACACAGUCUGAAUCCAGUCUGAACCCAGUCUGUGCCUUUAGCCUGGAUGAAUAUCUGACUUGUGGAUGAUGAGACCGAGAUGAGACAGGAUUUUAAUCAACAGCACUGGCUACAACUGAUAACUUCCCAUGUCUACGGUGUCAGCUGACAAAGACCGGCCAAUGGAUGAAAUGUCAUCGUCACUGUGACAGCCGUGUUCCAUUCAACUUUUCACUAGUGUAUCUUUUAUACAUCAGCUUUGUCCUUUUGUAUUCAGCAGCUGUAAGACCAUUGACGUUGUCACUUUCCUGUGAAAUGUGUGAAUGUCUCUCUAAGAUUAUGUUUGAUUAUGUAUUUUAACCCCUCAGGWUUAUAGACAUCGACGAAUGAACUAWGCGACCGGUUUAUAAUGA
Messenger RNA from Salvelinus sp. IW2-2015, 683 nucleotides. The record is from RefSeq and is a predicted model, not a curated record. NCBI's taxonomy places the organism in Eukaryota, Metazoa, Chordata, Actinopteri, Salmoniformes, Salmonidae.